UCGGUUUAAAGCCGCAGUCACCUAGAUAGAGAGUCUACUGUAGGGUUAAUUAAGGAAGAAAGAAUGAGGAUGAGCUGCAAUGGGUGCAGGGUGCUUCGCAAAGGGUGCAGUGAGAAAUGCUCAAUCAGGCCCAGCAUUGAGUGGAUCAAAUCCCCUGACUCUCAAGCCAACGCCACUCUUUUUCUUGCCAAAUUCUAUGGCCGCGCUGGCCUUCUCAACCUCAUCAAUGCCGGCGCCCAACACCUCCGCCCUGCUAUUUUCAAGUCACUUUUGUACGAGGCUUGUGGACGGAUUGUGAAUCCGACAUUUGGGUCGGUGGGUUUGAUGUCGUCCGGGAGCUGGGCCCAAUGCCAAGCAGCCGUUGAUGCAGUGCUUGCAGGGUCCCCCAUCUCCGGACUUGAUGCGGAUGCGCUAAACCUUAUUCCCAGUCCUCCUAACACAUCCGGCGACAUACGCCACGUGUUCAGGGACUCGAACUCGGGGGCUUCUCGUAACAAAGUUGCAACCCGGAACAGGUUCAAGAGAUCCAUGAACAAGUCCAAAACCCAUCCUGGCUCGCUCACUGAUUUUGCAACCGGGUCACAUAUGGCUCAAUUUUGUAACUUUCCUGACCCGGAUGACUUGUGCCCGAGCCCGGAAGGAAAUGGGGCUGGCGGAGAUUAUGAUGGAGAGGUUGGGUUGGAACUGACUCUUGGAUUAGUUCCAAUGCGUCUUAAUUAGCUAUUAAUAAAUUAUGGUUAAUCUUUGUGUAUGUUGGUUUUGUUGGAGUGACAAGUGGAGGGUAGAGUUGGAGAAGGACAUACAAGUGUGCUUCAUGCAAUGGGAGAAGCACAUGUUUUGGCGGCUCCGAAUUGGUUUCUUGCUUCUUUUUUUCUUUUUUUUUGUUGUUGCUUUUUUGGGCUUUGGUUUUUGCUUAGAAAAUGUGUCGUGUAAAAUAUGGGUGGAGUUUCGGUGUAAAAUAUUAUGCAUAUAUGCGCAAGCACAACAUAAUACUUACAUUUCGCCUUUGGCGAUCCAUAUAUGUAAAUUCUAGUACUCAACAAUCAUGAUUGAUGUAUCAGAUCUUCACUCAAACAUCACUAGCUCUCUGAUUAAUUUCUG
Molecule: messenger RNA, 1101 nt
Organism: Prunus mume (Japanese apricot)
Lineage: Eukaryota; Viridiplantae; Streptophyta; Magnoliopsida; Rosales; Rosaceae
Product: LOB domain-containing protein 41-like
Biological process (GO): regulation of gene expression
Source: RefSeq, a predicted model, not a curated record